UUUGUUUGCUGUAAGACGUUCAGUGUACAGGAUAUGUUCUGAUAACUCCAUGACAUGAAAAUGGUGGCUAAUUGAAUUCAGCUGCAUCAAUACCUUAGUCCAACAAAAUGCAGCCUUCAGACUCGCCACCACAAGAGCCAAUGACGCCGAGACCCAUACAAACGUCACAAGCAUCACCACCAUCGUCUCCCUCGGAAAUUUCACGUGAUGCAAGUAACACAAUGCAGCCUCCAGGCUCACCACCUUAAGUACCAAUGACGCCGAGACCCAUACAAACGUCACAAGCAUCACCACCAUUGUCUCCCUCGAAAAUUUCACACAGAACAUCACCAUCAUUGUCUCCCUCGCGAAUUUCACAUGCACAAUUGUCAUUUUCAACGAACAUUCCACAAGGAUCUCCUCAUUCAAGUACACAAACACCACAAGAAUCUCCACGUUCGGGUAAACAAAUGCGGCAGAGAUCCUCAUCAUCAGCACAAUCAACUCCAUCUCCUGGGAAUGUUCCUUUGAGCUACCCACCACCCCCAACCCAAACUCCCAUAAACGCUACGACAACGGUUGAAUGGUCUACCGGACUUUGUGCAUGCCACUCGGACAUCACAAAUUGUUGUGUCACAUUCUGUUGUCCAUGCAUCACAUUUGGGCAAAUUACAGACAUUGUUGAUAAAGGAACAUCAUCUUGUGCUGUCAAUGGAACAGUAUACGCAGUGCUGGCUAUAGUUUUGAGAUGUGCAUGCUUCUAUUCCGCUAUCUAUCGUCGAAGGAUGAGGCUUCAGUUCAAUUUGAAGGGCAGCACUUUAGGGGAUUGUUGUAUUCAUUCAUUCUGUGAGAUCUGUGCUCUUUCCCAGGAAUACCGCGAGCUUCAUUUGCGAGGAUUCGACUUGGGUUUAGGAUGGCAAGCCAAUAUUGAUAGACAAAAUCAAGCAGCAAUUACAACACCACCUCCACACGAAAGCAUGAGGAGAUAAUAGAGUACAAUGUGCUAAAAGAAAAUCAAAAGGAAAUCAACUUCACCAUCACCAGCCAAACUGUCGCGAUGCAAAUGAAAACCAAACCUCCAGAACCUUUACAUCAAAGCUACAGUGGCUACAGAAAUCAAUACCCAGGGUAAUUAUUGUAGCUGAUAAGUUGAUCAGACAGAAAAACAGGGAGAUGGAGCAUUCUUUGAAUCAACAGAAGUAGAUGACGGAUAGAGUGGCAAUGAGCGGUGGUUCAACCAUGCCAAUGGUGGUGGUAGGUGGAGUCAAGAUGGUGCAAAACAAGCCUGCAAUACAGCAGGCAGUAUUUUUGUAUCAAGUAUCUGUUAAUUUUACCAGAUUAUAGAGGAAGAAGAGGAAUCGUGGCUCCCUAUAGGCCACAUUAAGAAUCCGAUUUGAUAAUUAUGGAAUACUAGAUUCAGCUUUCUCCACAUUUCCUUAAACUAUUCAUCAAAUUGUACAUCUCACUUUUUUGCUCUUUUCAAAUUUAGAAAAAAAAAAUGUGAAAAGCUUGUAUUGUAUAUAAUGGGGGCAAAUCCCUACUUUUACACAUCAAUAUAAUGAUUUUACCUAUAAUUAAAAGGAGAGAGAGAAUCGGAGAAUAACAUGUUACAGUCAUCUUACAUGACUUCACCAAUUACAAGUUGCAUCAGGCAGGUAAAGAAGCUGACCAAAAAAUCAGGAGCAGAUGCUAUAUUACAUAUUUACAUUGCAUCAGGAGGAAAUAUGCUUUUGACAAAUCUGUCAAACAUCACUGGUUAGCUUCACUUGCUGAUGCAUUGCCAAAUAGAGAACUCCACUGCAUAAGUCAACUGCUUCUCAGCUAUCCAGUAAGUUUUUUGGGAAGAAAAUAGAUGCCAGAAAAGAAAUCAUAUAAUUCCAAGUUAUCAAAGACCUCAAUCAAGAAAUACAAGUACGAGAAAUGGUGACUGCCUGAAUGUUAAAAAAUUAAAAUUUAAAAAAAAAAAUAAAAAUAAAUAAAUUAUAAAACAAAAAAAGAAAAAAAAAACCUGUAAUAGCCUCUGGCUUGUAUUCGUGUGUGUGUGGGUGUGUGAGUAACAAGUCCUGACCACUGCAAUUUCUGAUUGCCAAAGAUAUUAAAUAAAAUACCUACCUCAGUUACAAGCAGUUAGCAGGAUCCCAUAUCUCUCUGAUAAGCUUGCAUAAGCACACUCCCCCAGAAGAGGAACACUUUGGCUUUCAAUCAUUUUAGUUUCAAGGCAAAUGCUCCUAAAUCUGGCCAUCCUUAACCUAAGGAAGCUUCCAAAAUAUUGACAUCCAAUUAACGAUGAAAUAGCUGAUUAUCAGAGGAGGGGGGGGG
Molecule: messenger RNA, 2298 nt
Organism: Chenopodium quinoa (quinoa)
Lineage: Eukaryota; Viridiplantae; Streptophyta; Magnoliopsida; Caryophyllales; Amaranthaceae
Product: protein PLANT CADMIUM RESISTANCE 2-like
Exons: 5
Coding region: 255-968 (237 amino acids)
Source: RefSeq, a predicted model, not a curated record